CUGAAAUAGACUACGCGGAAGGUCUGGUAAAUUGUGAAGUGACACGUUUAACAUGGCGACGGGAGCGGAUCAGGCUGUCGGCAUGGGGCUCGUGGGCUUCAGCAUCUUGCUGUUUGCCUAUUACACCGUCUGGGUCAUCGUAUUGCCGUUUGUUGACAGCGAUCACGAAAUCCACAAAUACUUUCUCCCUCGGGAGUAUUCAGUCAUUCUUCCAGGAGUUGCAGCAUUAAUUCUUAUCCUGUGUAUAGGAACCUUUAUUGGAGUGGUCACCUGGAAGAAUCGAAAACCUAAGAAAGUUGACUAGAGCCCUCAGAGUUCGUCAUGCUUCUGCGAAGACAGAGACUGUAGAUCCUUACAUGCUAGUUACCAAACCUCCCCCGUCUCUCUUUGGAGAUUUCCUGUUUUACGCCUUUAGACCAUCACUCAAGAUGGAGUCUGGACUGGGCUGUUCUGGAAUGUUCUUCUGGGAGGCUGACAAAAUGGCUGAUGACUCUUUUAAAAACUACAAGACUGUGUGUGGAAGCCACUGCAGCACCAGCUCUCUGCUGUUGAAAGAGACAUUGCUGCACUGCAUAAUCCAGCAGUGGAAAUCUCAUAGCUGCAGCCUUGACCAUCAGCCAAAGAUUUCUGUGUCCAUCAACCAGUGAAUGUGACUGAUCAAUGUAUUUGCUAUCUCUCUGCCCAUACUGCACUCGAUAAAUGCUGGUUUAGUGCUGCUGUGGGGGUUGGUGAUAGCUUCAUUGUCAAUAGUUUUAAUUCUCGCUCCACCUUUCAAACUGCUGUUGUGUCAGGCACGUACUAGUGUUGCAGGGCUGUCUGUAUUUGUUUUUUUGAAUGUAAAUAGGUCAAAUUUAAGAUGUAUAAUGAAAGACUGAUUAAAAGGACUGAGAUACUUGGCUCUGUUAAAACUGAAUACAAACUGUAAGAGAAUCUGAGAAAUGUCAAUGAAUUUGUCCAUCACAGUAAAAUAAGUCCAUCUGGCUCUAUUUUUAUAUGCCAUAAUAAAGCAGUAAUUCAUUAA
This is a messenger RNA of Chanos chanos (milkfish), 1021 nucleotides long. RefSeq names its product dolichyl-phosphate mannosyltransferase subunit 2, regulatory (gene dpm2). Gene Ontology annotation, molecular function: enzyme regulator activity. Lineage: Eukaryota; Metazoa; Chordata; Actinopteri; Gonorynchiformes; Chanidae. The transcript is spliced from 4 exons. Gene Ontology annotation, cellular component: endoplasmic reticulum membrane; dolichol-phosphate-mannose synthase complex. Gene Ontology annotation, biological process: GPI anchor biosynthetic process; dolichol phosphate mannose biosynthetic process. The coding region runs from base 53 to 304 and encodes 83 amino acids. The record is from RefSeq and is a predicted model, not a curated record.